AUGGCGGAUCGGAUUAAAGGUCCAUGGAGUCCUGAAGAAGACGAGCAGCUUCGCAGGCUCGUGGUUAAAUACGGUCCAAGAAACUGGACGGUGAUUAGCAAAUAUAUUCCCGGUAGAUCAGGAAAAUCAUGUCGGUUACGGUGGUGCAACCAGCUUUCGCCGCAGGUCGACCGCACGAGCAGUUCGAGAUCGGUGAGCGACGGCGGCCCACCUGUUGCUAAUGGGCUUUACAUGAGCCCAGGAAGCCCAACUGGAUCUGGUGUCAGCGAUUCGAGUACAAUACCGGUUUUGCCCUCUGUUGGGCUUUUCAGGCCCGUUCCACGCGCGGGUGGUCCGCUUCUAGGGCUGUCAAUUGGUUGGGUGUCCAUGGGUCUGACCCAGUCCAGACUGUGUUGGGUGGGUGUUGGGUGA
Molecule: messenger RNA, 411 nt
Organism: Brassica oleracea var. oleracea
Lineage: Eukaryota; Viridiplantae; Streptophyta; Magnoliopsida; Brassicales; Brassicaceae
Product: transcription factor MYB44-like
Exons: 2
Coding region: 1-411 (136 amino acids)
Biological process (GO): regulation of DNA-templated transcription
Cellular component (GO): nucleus
Molecular function (GO): DNA-binding transcription factor activity, RNA polymerase II-specific; RNA polymerase II cis-regulatory region sequence-specific DNA binding
Source: RefSeq, a predicted model, not a curated record